AUGUCGGACGUUCAGAAGACAGAGGAGGUCCCUGCUGCCGUCCCAGCUCCCGCUACCGAAUCCGCCAAGGACGGUUCUGCUGAUGCUGCCCACGCUGCUGAAACGCCCGCUGAGACUCCUGCCCCUGGAACAAGCAAAGCGGCCGCUGAUGAUUCUGCCGCUGCGGAAGAUACACCUAAGGAAGAAUCUAAUCCUGAAAUCAAACCAGCUUCUGAAGGAUUUCUUGGCUACAAGGCCCCAGGAUUAGUCAAGGGUCUCCGUUUCUCCAAGCGAUUCUGCUGGUUCAGUGACGAUGCUGUUGAGAUUAAGCAGCUCACCGCCUAUUUCCAGAACGAGAAACUGAGCGUCGCUCAUCCUACUGCUGCGUGGGCCAGCCAGACCGGCAAGGGCCUGCUCUUCUUCGCUAAGCGUGCCGAGGACAAGGCUGCCCCUACUGGAAUCAUAAACUUAGCUGAUAUUUCAGACAUUGCCAAGGAGUCUGCCAAUGAGUUCCACUUCAAGUUGGGUGGGCACAAACAUACUUUCCAGGCAGCUAACGGUGAUGAGCGCACCUCCUGGAUCGUGGCCCUCGAGGCCAAGGCUGCUGAGGCAAAGAAUGAAAAGGAAACCAUCACGUCUAGUGAUGGCUACAAGGCUGAGCUGGAGAAGAUGACCAAACCUCCAGUCGUCGCCGCUGCUGCCCCUAAGAAGAGUCUCGAGAAGAAGGAGUCUGCUUCCAAGGAGGGUGACGAGGAAUCGAAGGAGGAAGAAAAGAAGGAAGAGAAGUCAGAGCAAAAGGAGAAGAGCCGAUCUCAGUCCCGGAAGCGGGCUAGCAUUUUCGGAAGCUUCCUGGCUAAGAAGGACGAAGAGAAAAAGGAGGACAAGAAAGAGGAGAAAGCUGAUGCCAAGGAUAGUAAAAGUGAUGAGGCGGAGGCCGCUGCCCCUGCUACUGAGACCCCUGCUCCUGCUGAGUCUACUACUGAGGCCCCCGCUGCCACUGAAGAGCCGAAAGAUGAGGAGAAGAAGGAAACAAAACCUGAGCCAGCUGUCGCCUCUAAAGCCAAGCGUGCCUCCAUCUUCGGAAGUAUUUUCCAGAAAGUCAGCAACCAGGAAAAGGCUGAGAAGGAUGCCCCUCCCAAGAACACUGAGACUCCUGUCUCUAGCACUGCUCCUCAACUCGGAGACCCUGUCGAUCCUUCUACUUCUGAGCCCAUAAAACCAGAGAGCGACAAGAAGGAGGCCGCCAAGCCUGAAGAUAAGGCAGAAAAGAAAACGGAGGAGCCUGUCGCGGAACCUUCAGCAACAACAGAAAGCACCACUACCCCACCUGCUGCCAAAGAGAAGCGUCGCACCUCUUUCUUCGGCAACCUUGGCUCCAAGAAGGAAAAGAAGUCCGAGGCUGUCACCGAUGGCGAGCAAGCUGCUGACGAAGACAAGGCCAAGUCCCCGACAUCGUCUCCCCUCCCCAAAUUUGGAGGCGUAUUCCGCCGCGCCAGCAAGGCUGCCAAGAAGGAAAAGGAGCCCACUGCUCCUUCAGAGUCUGAGCCCAUUCUCGAAGCCGCUGAGAAGCCUGAAGAGAACAGCAAAGACUCCACAACCGAACCCGCUGCAACUGUGAACGGCGCUGAGGCAGAGGGGGAAGACUGA
This is a messenger RNA of Histoplasma mississippiense, 1626 nucleotides long. RefSeq lists its product with no specific name. NCBI's taxonomy places the organism in Eukaryota, Fungi, Ascomycota, Eurotiomycetes, Onygenales, Ajellomycetaceae. The record is from RefSeq and is a predicted model, not a curated record. The coding region runs from base 1 to 1626 and encodes 541 amino acids. The transcript has 5 exons.